CUAUCAGCGGCCGGAUUAGCGGGCGCCGCGAAUCCAGCAGCAUUCCUGUCGCAGCAUGCCUUGCAGCCGUUUUCAGCUCUGUCGCUUCAGCAACCGAAUGCCGUCCAAGCGAUCUCCACAUUAUCUCAGCCGUAUACACCUGCUGAUUAUGCUGCUGCUGCAGCCGCUGCAAGCGUUUCGCAGUAUGCUCCGUCAUCCAGUGCAGCUGCUGGUGUAGCUGUGGAUCCAACAACGUAUACACUGCCAACCACUGCGACACUGCCUACUGCUGUGACCCUACCAAGCACCGUCACAUUGCCUUCUGCUUACAGUUCGUUGGUCAGUCUUGAGCAGCAAACCAUAAUCAAGGGCCCUUCUUGA
Molecule: messenger RNA, 360 nt
Organism: Gongylonema pulchrum
Lineage: Eukaryota; Metazoa; Nematoda; Chromadorea; Rhabditida; Gongylonematidae
Source: the annotation of a GenBank genome assembly